CCUUCCUCUUCUGAUUCUGACUACGUGCUCACCGGCCUUCUCUUUCCUCCACAGCCAUGACCAAGGCCAAUGAACUCUUUCCAAGUAUUGGAUCCGCUGCAGAUAAGGCCGACUUGCUCCCCGAAAAAGACCAAGAAAUCGGCGAAUCAAACGCGGACGAUACAGAAGAUAGGCCUACCCAAGAAAUCGAGUCACUCUGCAUGAAAUGCGGCGAGCAGGGUGUUACCAGGAUGCUACUCACGUCAAUUCCAUUUUUCCGCGAAGUCAUCGUUAUGUCAUUCCGAUGUGAGCAUUGCGGGGCGACGAAUAAUGAAAUACAGUCUGCAGGCACCAUACGUCCUGAAGGGACCAUCUACACCGCGCGUAUACUCUCCCGAUCCGACCUUAAUAGACAAAUUGUUCGCUCCGCAAGUUGCGAGAUCGUGAUCCCGGAAUACGAACUCACACUCCCGCCGUCCGCUCGCGGUCAACUCACGACGGUGGAAGGCCUGAUCCGUGAUGUUGUAGCUGAUCUGAGCAUGGACCAACCGCUGCGGCGCAUCCAGGAUGAAGACAGUUACACGAAAAUCCAAGCUCUAAUCGACAAAUUAAAGGAGAUCCUUGGCGAUGAGGAAGAUGAAGACGAAGAGGUACAGGUUAGAAAGGCAGCGGAAAAAGACCAUAUCUCUAUGCCAUCUUUCACGCUCAAGUUGGACGAUCCCUCAGGAAACUCAUUCAUUGAGUUCGUAGACAACAUGGCAGACCCCAAGUGGAAUAUGAGAACAUAUCCCCGGACAUUGAAGCAGAAUAUAGCGCUGGGACUGGUCGCACCGUCUGAGGAAAAUGAGGGAGCUCUCCAGACUGUCAAAGAGGGUGAUGAAGAGUUGGGCGGUGGCGAAGCUGGAACCGACGAAGAGAUCUUCGUCUUCCAUGGGCCAUGUUCAAGCUGUGGUCAUCCUAUUGAUACCAUGAUGAAGAAAGUCAACAUACCUUACUUCAAGGACGUUAUCAUCAUGUCCAUUAACUGUGAUCGUUGUGGAUACAGGGACAACGAAGUCAAGUCUGGCUCUGCUAUAUCAGAAAAGGGCAAACGGAUAACACUCAAGGUCGAGGACCGUGAAGACUUGAGCAGGGAUAUUCUUAAAAGUGAAACUAGUGGCAUGGAGAUUCCAGAAAUCGAUCUCGUGUUACAACACGGCACCCUUGGAGGUCGUUUCACCACCCUCGAAGGGAUCCUCGACCAGGUAUACGAGGAGCUAUCGGAAAAGGUCCUCAGACUUGGAGACUCUUCGACUAUUGGCGAAAGGAAGACAUUCGAAGAAUUCCUCAAGGGCCUGAAAGAGGUGAAGAACGUUGAACGACCGUUCACGCUCAUUCUCGACGACCCUUUGGCCAACUCAUAUGUGCAGAACUUGUAUGCCCCCGACCCGGAUCCCAACAUGACUGUUGAGUUGUAUGACCGGACAUGGGAGCAAAACGAGGAGCUAGGUCUCAAUGACAUGAAGGUAGAGAAUUACCAGGAAGAUGAAGAGAAGCAAAAGCAAAAGCAAUCAUAACAAAGCGUAUAGGUGGCGCUAUUACGAUUUACGACACAGUAUUCAACAAUCGAAAGCAUGCAAGUACGUGUACAGUUACUAGACAAAGGC
Molecule: messenger RNA, 1625 nt
Organism: Desarmillaria tabescens
Lineage: Eukaryota; Fungi; Basidiomycota; Agaricomycetes; Agaricales; Physalacriaceae
Product: zf-ZPR1-domain-containing protein
Exons: 6
Coding region: 57-1535 (492 amino acids)
Cellular component (GO): cytoplasm; nucleus
Molecular function (GO): zinc ion binding
Source: RefSeq, a predicted model, not a curated record